Brugia malayi is the source of this 948-nucleotide messenger RNA. RefSeq lists its product as uncharacterized. The transcript has 8 exons. The record is from RefSeq and is a predicted model, not a curated record. Lineage: Eukaryota; Metazoa; Nematoda; Chromadorea; Rhabditida; Onchocercidae. The coding region runs from base 1 to 948 and encodes 315 amino acids.
AUGUUUCUUCCAGUGCAGCUACCUCAACAACUACAUCUGCUAGUUCUACGUGUAAGGCUCCUUUCAUUCCAGAAUGUGCCGGUGUCCUCAGGUGGUGUAGCCAUGGAUGUAGGUACAACGUUGGGUCCUGUAGUGCAAGGCCGUGCAAUGAGUUACCAGUCAAGUUCAACUCCUACUUGCACAUCUAUUCCCGAUGGAUCUAUUCCAUCUAGUACUCCUGGGCAAUCUGGUCCGAUGCUAGCAUUACCAGAUCUAACAGGACGAGGUCAAAACAAUGCGUCGCCAAGAGGUGCAAGAGGAGGGCGUCGCAAAGCAGCAGGUCUUUUUACACGUUCUCAAGGUACUACUUGUAAACAACGGCAGCAAACUGUUGAUCAGCUAGCUGUAGCAGCUGCAGCUGCGCAACAACAACAGCAACAAAUGGGUAGUGCCGUUGGCUGUGUGGAGGUCCACCUCAGCAGCCUACAUACCCGAGCACCUGGGCUACUGGCCCACAGCAAACAGGUGUACCGCAGCAGUUCGCAUCUGGGCCUUCAGCGCCUCCAUCUGGUACGCAAGCAGCACCGCAAUGGGUACUCAAACAACAGAAGAUUCAAAAAUGAAGAUUCACUCAAUGAUCUUGCAAAAGCGACAAGCGCAAGCUGCUACUCCAGUAUUAGCGAAACAGUUAACAGUGUAAUACAAGUCGAAAAUUUAAUCAAUCCUACCAAACGUUCAACAACAGUUUAUCGACCGCCACAAUAUGGUGGUAAUAUGAUAAUGAAAGUUGAAACGGGUGCUAACUCUAUGCAAAUGGUUGAUCAUACGCAGCAGCAGCAGCAGCAGCAACAACAACAACAGCAUCAAUAUGCCCAACAGCAACAACUAAUCCAAAUGCAGCAGGAUGUCCAAGGAGGUUCCCAAUAUGUUUUACAUCAACAACAACGGGGUGGUAUAGCUUACGGAUAG